GAAGCGUUGAUAUGCAUACGCUGUAUUUAUUUGUCGUAACAGUUCAAAUAUGCUCAAGACAAUUGUACUCUGAUCCUGACUCUGGUUGUACUUGCUUUGUAGUUACUGAAUGGAUGAUAGCAAGCAAUAGUACCUGUUUAAACAUGUUAUGCACGGGCAUUCCCAAUCACAUUCAAAUCAACUUCCAACUCAUCUCGGGAAGUCCGCCACGUGAUCAGGAUUUCAUACAAGAAGUCCAAGGUCACCCGCACCACAACGUUUUAUUUCCCCAAUGCAGCAAAGCGAAUGUGUAGGACUUUUGCAGUAAGAAUGAGCAGGUAUCGUUGUCGGCGAGUUUCAUGUUCAACAAUUCUCUUUUAGUGAAUUUUGAAUACAAGAACAAGCAAAUGGAAGGGACGAAACAUGCACGACAUGUGAAGGCUAAGGGACAUGAAACAGAGCCAAAACAUCCGGGAUACGAACUUCUUAAAACUCGUCUUGACUCCUUCGUUGAUUGGCCGAGAAGAUAUGUGCCCAAAACUCCCGAGGAGUUGGCAGCAGCUGGCUUCUUUUACAUCGGGUCAGCUGACCGGGUCACGUGUUUCCAGUGUGGGAUAACUCUGAGAGACUGGGAGGAAGAACAUGAUCCUGUGGCCGAACAUCAGAGAUACUCGGAACACUGUCAGUUCAUCAACAAGACAGACCUGAACCAACUCGGAGUUGCAACUAGGAAGCCUGAACUGGCACAAGGAGUUUCCCCGAUUGAGGCCUCAAGUAACCAGAACACCAGAGCGUUGACGGGACAAGUUACAGCGGCCACCCACAUAGAAUCCGCAACAGAAGGACACGUCGGAGAGAAAGAAACAGAUGACGCUAAGAUGGGCGGGGCGGGUUCAGAUAACCAAAACCGGAACUCCAACAACGCAUGCGCAUCUGCAGGAGCACAUCACGAAGACGUAAAGAGUGGAUCUGCAAAAGAGGAGAGCUGGGCGUCCUCAUUGGUCAAACCGUUAGCAGCUAACGAGGAAAUGACAUGCCCAAUAAAUAAUGUUACACAAAUGUUUAAUGAUAGCGUGUCAUUGGAAUCCGAAGAAAGGGAAUGUAUGACCAAACAAGGCGUCAGUCAAACAUCCGAACAUACAUGUAGUUACAUAGCUCGUGGUUUGCCCCGUGAGAAGAGAUCAGGACAAACAACCGUCACUGCUUUGUCUAGUCCUGUUAAAACUGAAAACAGGAAGCUGCGCGCGCAGGUCACAUGUCGACUGUGUCAAACAGCGGAAGUUAGCGUUGUAUUUCUUCCGUGCGGCCACCUUGUAACGUGCGCCACCUGCGCUGAACGUGUGGACACGUGUCCAAUGUGUGCUAAAAUAAUAGCUGGAACAGUAAAAGCGUUCAUGGCAUAGUUCGUAUAUUCAAUAAUUUACUCUUAAUGCAUAAGAUGUUAAAUGUAUAGUGCCAUUUUACACAAUAUUAUGCCCUAUAGCAUAACAUCCUCAAUUAUCUGCAUGCUAAUAUGAUAAAUAUCUUUGACCGAUUCGCCACACAUAGCUCUGCUUCGGAAGUGACCUCAUCAGCUUCAUCUCUUGUGUCUCUAACUUAGCACAGGAUUUCUCUCGCACGUGAGAGAUACAUGAUUGGACGACUAAUUUAGCGUCGUAUUAUUCCAAUCAGGCUCAAAACGAAAGCAAUGACAGCGGAUUGUUCCAGGGUACUUAUCAUAAUAUCAUGCAGAUAUUAUACACUGGAUAAUCGAGGAUGAUAUCAUGUGUCUUUGCAUAAGAACUUCACCUGUAUGUUUUAAAUUCGUUAUCAUCAUAGUAUCCUGGACUUUCUAUACAUUACCUUAUAUUCACCGCCCGUUGCGACCUUCCAUUAGCAUCUCGUUCCUGUGAUAGGUGCACCGCAGUAACUGUCAGAGUCACCCGUGUCUGUAGUGAAUGGAUGCAUAGUCAUGCGUGUUGUUGUUAUAGUAAUGUACACUGCCGGACAAAAGAAAGGAUAUACACACAUGUUCGAUGAUGGCUCAAAAUGAAAAGAACCCCAACCAAAUCAAUAAAUUGAAAUUCGAUGGUGAGUCUUGAUCCGGGUAUCAAAGUUGUGUUUUGUACCUUGAGGUUGCCGUGUUUUGGCGGCUGGUUUCAGCUUGAGAUAUCGGUAACGUUGUGAUAAAGUGUGUAAUAUUUUGGUCAAAUCAAAGUUUUAAGUGUACGCUUUCUUUUGCCCGGCCGUUAAUGUUUAAUGUUCCAUAAUCAAGACGGAACAUAUCUUUUCUCUGCUGUUGUUAUAGAAUACUAGAAAUAAUGUUAUUUAAAUGCAGAAAAUGUUGUGAGGACAAGGCAAGCUUCAUCGUUGAAGAAACCAUAAGAAACAAUUACGGCUGUUGAAGCAAAUAUCAAUGUUGGAGAUUUCACGUGAGACAAUAACAGCCGUGGCAACUAAUGUCAUCAACCUUAAAUUUAUCAUGAUAGACAAUGACAGUCGUGGCAGCGAAUAUCAACUUUAAA
Molecule: messenger RNA, 2483 nt
Organism: Haliotis rufescens (red abalone)
Lineage: Eukaryota; Metazoa; Mollusca; Gastropoda; Lepetellida; Haliotidae
Product: baculoviral IAP repeat-containing protein 7-like
Exons: 3
Coding region: 339-1382 (347 amino acids)
Biological process (GO): regulation of cell cycle; positive regulation of protein ubiquitination; negative regulation of apoptotic process
Cellular component (GO): cytoplasm; nucleus
Molecular function (GO): ubiquitin protein ligase activity; cysteine-type endopeptidase inhibitor activity involved in apoptotic process
Source: RefSeq, a predicted model, not a curated record